AUGAAUCCUCACAUAUCCGUCCCUCGCCAACAUGCCAGUCCGGCCAGCUUUGGCGGCACAACGCCUGCCAGUCGCAGAUCCAGUUUACGAAUGCCGCGUUUCUUCAAAAGAUUGUUCAAGUUCCCACAGAUGGACUUUGAAAUGGCCAUUUGGGAGAUGACAUCACUAUUAAUCGCUCCCAAAAAGGUGUUCAAAUCAAUCUAUUACCAUGUAAAAACAAAAAACACCUGGCAUCGUCCAGAUCCCUCCUUCACCUAUCUGCUCUCCUUUUUCCUCCUUCUCACUGCUCUGGCAUGGGGCCUUGCCUAUACGCCAAGCUUUGGUGCCAUUCUCCGUCUCUCCUUCUUCUUUAUUUUUAUUCACUUUAUCGGGUCAUCGCUCCUCAUCUCAACAAUCGCCUACUUUGUCAUCGGACGCCUGUUUGGGCCUAAUGGAGCGGCUGCAUCAUUGGCUGGAUUGAGGGGCUCUCGGGGCCGAAGACGCGGUGCAGCGCAAGGCUUGUUCGUGCAGCCUGGAGAAAAGGAUCAAUUGGAAUUUGGUUACUGUUUUGAUGUCUCCAACCGUGCCUUUUUCCCCCUCUACCUCCAUCUCUACGUCGUUCAAUUCCUCCUUCUUCCGAUCCUCACUCGCAGCCCGAGUAACUUCUUGACCACCUUCCUCGGGAAUACGCUCUAUCUCUCUGCUCUCCUUUACUAUACAUAUAUUACUUUCCUCGGGUACAAUGCCCUGCCAUUUUUGCAUAACACGGAGCUGCUGUUGGUCCCGAUUCUGGUGUUCUCGGUGAUGUGGCUGGUGAGUUUGAUUGCCGGGUGGGGAGUUGUGAUGCAGGGUCGCAGCGUUGAGGGUCUGUUCUGGGGGGUUUAA
This is a messenger RNA of Aspergillus wentii DTO 134E9, 864 nucleotides long. Its product is annotated as unc-50 family protein. Bases 1 to 864 code for a protein of 287 amino acids. The transcript has 4 exons. The record is from RefSeq and is a predicted model, not a curated record. Lineage: Eukaryota; Fungi; Ascomycota; Eurotiomycetes; Eurotiales; Aspergillaceae. Gene Ontology annotation, cellular component: Golgi membrane.